AUGGAGAAAUAUAAAUUUAUUGAAAAAUUGGGUCGAGGUACACAUGGUACAGUGUAUUUACUUGAAAGUCCUGAUAAUAAACAACUUGUUUGUAAAUCAGUUGUAGAAAAGCAUCUUAAACAUGCUAAGAGAGAAGUGUCUAUUUUAAGUACAUUAAGUCAUAAAAGAAUUAUAAAAUUAGUCGAAUUUGUUCAAUCUAAAGGAUCUUCUUUUAUUAUUCUUGAAUAUGCCAAUAGAGGUACUUUAGAAACAGUGAUAUCAUUUUUUAUUCAAAAAAAUAGAAAAGCUACAAAUUUUCUUUUAUGGUCAGUAUUCUCUCAAGUUGCCGAAGGACUAGAAUAUCUUCAUUCAAAAAGUAUUAUACACAGAGAUAUUAAACCCAGUAAUAUUCUUAUAAAUUCUGUUGACUUUAACAGAGAAGAAAUACUUAAUUUUAAAAUUUGUGAUUUCAGCCUUUCAUAUCAACUGUGUGAUGAAUUUACAGAAUCUUCCAUUGUAGGCACUCCUUUUUACAUGGCACCAGAAAUUGUAAAUAAAAUUAAAUAUAACACUGGCGUAGACAUAUGGGGCCUAGGAGUAAUAUUAUAUGAACUAGGAAGUUUAACAAAACCUUUUAAAGGAGAAAAUAGAACAGAAUUAUACAAACAAAUAAAAAAACAAGUAAUAAAAAUAGAUUUUAUAAAAGACAAAGAUCUAGUAGAUUUGUUAUUAAAAUGCUUAUCUAGAACCAAUAGAAUUACCGCACAGGAAAUAUUAAAUAACUCUAAUGUUAAACUGCAUUUGACAAUCUUGGAUUUGAAACAUAAAGAUUUAAAAAUUGAAGAAUUGCAAAAAAAAGUGAAUGUUCUUGAGAAAAGAUUAGAAUGGCCGCCUACUCCUAAUAAAUAA
Molecule: messenger RNA, 888 nt
Organism: Vairimorpha ceranae
Lineage: Eukaryota; Fungi; Microsporidia; Nosematidae
Product: camk family protein kinase
Exons: 1
Coding region: 1-888 (295 amino acids)
Biological process (GO): autophagy; peptidyl-serine phosphorylation; protein autophosphorylation
Cellular component (GO): autophagosome; cytoplasm
Molecular function (GO): ATP binding; protein serine/threonine kinase activity
Source: RefSeq, a predicted model, not a curated record